Messenger RNA from Pneumocystis murina B123, 3021 nucleotides. RefSeq lists its product as hypothetical. Bases 16 to 3021 code for a protein of 1001 amino acids. The record is from RefSeq and is a predicted model, not a curated record. The transcript has 20 exons. Lineage: Eukaryota; Fungi; Ascomycota; Pneumocystomycetes; Pneumocystales; Pneumocystaceae.
AUCAAUCCUAGUUGGAUGUCUAUUAAUUUAAUUGUUUCUCGAAUAAACUCUCUUUGUAAAGAAUUUGGGCUAAAUGAUAAGCAAUAUGAAAUUGAUGAACAGGAUAUUUUACAAUUAGAUAUAGUGGAUGAGGUUUAUAUAAAAAUUUUGAAAGAAUCUGUUACAAAAAUUCUUGCUUUAUCUUCCGCAACUAUAACUAAUUUUGAAAAAUUUACUGAUGUUUUUCAUGAUUUAUUAAAAUAUUUUAAGAAAGUAGAGAGUCAUUCUUUAGAUUCUUCUAUUUCUUUUUAUGAUUUUGUUGCUUGUUCUAUUACUCGUCAUUAUUCUCAUAAUGUGAUAUCUAAAAUUUCUUUAUUUUCUGGUACUGAAUUUCAAAAAAAGCGUCUAGCUAAUCAUAUUCAUAAUUUGUUACUUUGUGUAUAUGAAGUAUUAAAUGGGAUAAUUAGAGUAAUUUUAGAAAUGGAUAAAGUGUUUGAUAGAUGCUAUUUUAAUAAUAUUGAUAAUUUGAAUAAUUGUAUAAUAAACAUUUGCACGUUGGUAUCGCAAAUUAUUUUGAUCUUAUUUCAGACAUAUUUUUCGCGUGAAAAUUCUGAUAUUUUAAAUACUUUUCUUGAUAUCAAGAAUGAUUCUAUUACAUAUAUAAAAUGUAUUGAAUUAAUGCUUUUUCUUUAUGAUAAUAGCUAUUUGAAAAAUAAUAUUAGAAAUAUUGUUAAGAAAGCUAUGUUAAGAUGUUUUGACUUUAAAGGUUUCGAUAUUUUUUUGCAAAUUCUAUUUAAGACAAAGGAUAGUUCUGAUUAUGAUGACAUUGUUAAAGCUGUUCAGCAAAUUUAUGAUGGCAUUUCUAAAAUAAUAUUUAGACGAUCUGCCUCUAUUUUUAAGGAUCAAAAAUUUGUUGUCUGGGGGCUUUUAGAAUAUAUUGAACUUGAAAAAUCAGGUUGGACUCAAAUUCAAUAUAAUUUAUGGCUUCCUCCACUUUUCAUUUCUUCAUGGCUUGUUCCUAAUGAACGUAAUGAUUGUGAAAUUAUAAAAUAUUGCUAUAAAUUAAAUAAUCAAAUAUCCAGGGAAAUAAUUGAUAAUAUUCAAUUUAAAAUUAUAAGCUCUAGUCCUGAACUUUCCUUUCAAAUGUCGAUGUCGUUUAUAUUUUCUUUUCAACUAGAUGAAGUUACAUCUGAUCAAAAUUUUAUAAUAAAACGCAUUAUAACGCUUUUAGAUAAUGUAAGACGAUCUGAAAUUGUAGAACAAAUGAACUUGUUGAUGGUAUCAAAAUAUCAAUGUUUACAUUUUUUUACCUGGUUAUGGGAAAGUUCUUUAAAAUGUCCUAGUAAUUAUAUAUUAGCAUUUUCUGAUGAUUUAACUUUAUUAUGGCUUUUACGACGUAAUUUUUUACUUAAGUAUAAUAGUUCUAUUGUUUCCGAAUUUGAGCAUUUAGUUAUUUUUGUUUUAACUGGUGGAAAGAUUGAUAGUGAUCAAAAAUCACCGGUUUAUGAAAGAGGUUGUUGUAAGGAUGAACUAGAUAGAUCUAUAAUAAUAUUAAAGAGACAAAUAAAUUUUGAAAGUUGGUUAUUAUAUUUAACAGCUCAAGAUGUUAAGUCAAUGUUUGUUAUAGUUUUGACUGAAUUGCUUCGAUUAUUUAAAGAAUUAUGUUCUCUUUCUAUACUUGUUCCUAUUCAAGAAAAAAAUAUUAUUGAAUUUGUGCUAUUUAUUUUCUUGGAUUAUGAUAGACAAUGGAUUGAGUUUCAAUGCUGGAAUAAUCUUAUAUAUUUUUUACAUUCUGUUUCAAAGGAAAUUCUUAUGAGUGUUUUUACUAAUGAGACAUUAACUCUUAAUUUUAAUGACAAUUAUAUUGUUAAAAAGGAUCUUUAUUAUAAUAGUAUGGAUAAUACUUCCUUCAGUAAUUCAUUUGAAACUAAGACUUUAAAAUUAUUUUCUAGGAUAAUGCACUUAGUAUCUAGCUUGAUACGUGAAUUUGAGGUUUUAGGUACUUCGAUAGCUUCAGGAGAAUAUGAAUCUGUAAUUUUAAAUAACUUGAGGAAAAUUAUAGGAAUAAAUCAAUUUCUUAUUAUUAUCCUUAUUUAUUUGCCUCCUGAUCAUCUAGUUAAUCAAUAUGCAUGCUCACAAUAUGAAUUUAUUUCUUUACUUAGUUCUAGUAUUAUAGAUGUUAAAUAUAUUUCAUGGUUUCAAACUACUGGAAAGUUUUUAGAUCAUUUAUUAACUAUUUUUGUUUCAACAAAUCUUCAGCUUUUUGCUAUUUUAUCGAGACAAGGGAUUGAUAAUAUUGAUAUGCCAAAUAAUUUAAAAUUUUCACAUUUUAUUGAGAUUAUGAUUUAUAGUUCUUGUAGAUUGGAUGUUAUAGCUGGUGUUAUUUUAGAUUUAAUAAAAAUAUAUAAAAAUAAAUGGACGACUGACAGUACUGAUGUUAUAUGUUUAGCUAUGACUGUUAUUAGGUCUAUUAGAUUCUUUGAUAAAUGCGAAACUUUCUUGAUUAAUAAGAUUAAUGAUACAAUACUUCUUUUUAAGCAAACUAAUGACUCUAAAAUUUGGGAAUAUGUUUCUAGUGAUAUACAAAAUAUGGAAUUUUUAUUUUAUGUUUUAAAAGAAAUUUUACAUGGUUAUCUUUGUGUGGAAUGUUUUGCUGGAAUUUCAUCUGAAAAUCUUUCUAAUGAUAAAAAAUAUCCAUGUAAAAAAUGCAUUUUAAUUCCUAAUGGUUUACAACUUGAAUUUUUGCAUUUGGCUAAACUAUGUAUACCUCAAAAUGCUGCUUGGAUAGUAGAAUUGAAAACACAUUUGCUAAUUGCUUAUCUUCAAAAAAUUUAUGAUAUUGCUUUUGAAUCGAAAAUUGAAGGCUAUGAAGUUUUAUAUCAAGUCUUAAAAAAAAUAAUACCAACUCUUGAAAUAAAAAAAAAACCCUUUAUAUGUGACGAUGUUAAAUGUGAUUCUCAGAAUGAAAUUGUAUCUAGUGAAUUAUUUAAGUUGUUAGAAUUAGACCAUAAAGAACAAAUUUUAGCUAUUAUAGUUUUAUGA